ACUAAUCUAAAGGACAAGGCGCUGAAACUUUCUUUUGUUCUAUAUCUCGUAUAACUUAGUUGUAAUAACGAAAUAAUGUCUGAUGAUAAUACAGUCAAGACAACUAUGGUUACAUGCACCGCUCCUGUGAACAUUGCUGUCAUCAAAUACUGGGGUAAGAGAAAUGAAGAACUGAUUCUUCCAAUAAACUCAUCUUUGAGUGUCACUUUACAUCAGGAUCAGCUUAAAACAACCACAACCGUUGCAACAAGCAGAUCCUUUGAGGAGGACCGAAUAUGGUUAAAUGGAAAAGAAGAGGACAUAACCCACCCAAGACUACAGUCGUGUCUCAGAGAAAUUCGUCGACUUGCACGGAAAAGACGCAAUAAGACCAACCCAGAUUUGGAUGUAGCUGGUUUAUCUCACAAGGUCCAUAUUUGCUCCAUCAACAAUUUCCCAACUGCAGCUGGACUUGCUUCAUCAGCUGCUGGCUUUGCUUGUUUGGUUUACACACUUGCUCGUGUGUUUGGUGUGGAAGGGGAGUUGUCUGUGAUUGCUCGACAAGGUUCAGGCAGUGCUUGUCGAAGUAUGUAUGGGGGAUUUGUCCAGUGGAUCUUGGGUCAACGAGAUGAUGGCAAAGACAGUUUGGCCCAACAGGUGGAGCCAGAAUCUCACUGGCCUGAACUCAGAAUCCUUGUCCUUGUUGUGAGUGCUGAUCGGAAGCCAAUAGGGAGCACUUCAGGGAUGCAAACCAGCGUAAAAACAAGUUUACUGUUGAAGCUCCGAGCAGAGUGUGUUGUUUCAAAAAGGAUGGAAGACAUGAUUGAAGCUGUUUGCCAAAAAGAUUUUUCUACAUUUGCUGGAUUAACAAUGAAAGACAGCAACCAGUUUCAUGCAACUUGUCUUGAUACGUACCCACCAAUAUUCUACCUGAACAGUGUGUCCCAGCAAAUUAUCAAUGUAGUGCAUAAGUACAACGAGCACUAUGGAGAGACAAGGGUGGCUUACACAUUUGAUGCAGGUCCCAAUGCUGUCAUCUUCACUCUAGAGCAGCAUGUUCCUGAGUUUGUUCAAGUUAUUAAACAUGUCUUUCCUUCAGAGAGCAAUGGUGGAAAGUUUAUAAAAGGUCUUCAAGUUGAUGAUACCAUUCUCUCUGAGGAACUGAAGCAGUGUAUUGGCUUGGAGCCUAUGCUAAAUAAAAUAAGCUAUAUUAUUAGUACUAAGGUUGGACCUGGCCCACGUGUUGUGGAGGAUCAUUCAGAGCACCUUCUUGGAUCUGAUGGAAUGCCAAAGAAAACUCAGUGAUGCUGUUGAUUAUCAAAGAAAAACAAAACAGUUCUCCCAUGUUAACUGUUAAAACUAUAAUUUUAGGAUUAAGUUAUUCAUAAUUUUGACUAAAAUCUACAAAUGUAGAAGAGAUUUUACACUAUGUAUUGUGUUACAUAUUUUAAUAAAUUAAUAUUUUGCAUA
Molecule: messenger RNA, 1449 nt
Organism: Periophthalmus magnuspinnatus
Lineage: Eukaryota; Metazoa; Chordata; Actinopteri; Gobiiformes; Gobiidae
Gene: mvda
Product: mevalonate (diphospho) decarboxylase a
Exons: 10
Coding region: 76-1284 (402 amino acids)
Biological process (GO): isopentenyl diphosphate biosynthetic process, mevalonate pathway; isoprenoid biosynthetic process
Cellular component (GO): cytosol
Molecular function (GO): diphosphomevalonate decarboxylase activity; ATP binding
Source: RefSeq, a predicted model, not a curated record